GGCGGUUAUAUAAAAAGAAUGUUUCUGCCUGGGCACGUUGCAUUUCGUGGAUGUACUUUGAAAAAUGCUAAUGGUAAAUAUCCUGUGGAUCGGUCUUUGGAUCGUUCCUCAGGCAUUUGCCACGGAUUCUUGUGCAGGACAAUCGUUUGGAUAUAGAUCAGUGGACCCAGCAGAUCCUCACUCGUAUUUCCUCUGCCUGGGCUUCCUCGGACAGAUAAAAAACACCUGCCCGGAGGGACUGCGGUUCAAUGUCCACGACCAAAGCUGCGUGCAUGGCGGCAAGCCAAGUCCUGGCAGUUCCAUUGCAGACAAGGAUACCACCAUCCACCAGAACGUAUUCAUUGACAGGCCGCUAAUAUUCAACUUCUUCGGUAACCUGUGGGGCUCUCCGUCACCUUCGCAGUCCCAGCCGCAACUCCCGAUCUCCACCGAUCAGCAUCAAGGCGCGUUACCUAGUGAAAGUUUGUCAGCCUUACGCGAAGUUAUUUCUCCAACUCAGGAGAACAAUCCCGGCACUGAUGAGACACCAUCUACAUCGACUAGAGUUGAAUCGAGAUGCCGCUUUUUACCCAACGGCGCCUACAUAAGGGACUUAAAGAAAUGCGGAGUAUUCUACGUGUGUGCCAACGGGAACGCAAUUACUCGAUGCUGCCCAGAGGGUCUCUAUUUCGACGUCGAGAAAAGUCUUUGCAACUUCCCAAGCAUGGUCGACUGCUCUGAGGAAUUACCUACUUUACCUACUGUACCAUUACCUACUUUACCACCCCCACCUGAGAGAACGACAAAGGCAUCCUCCACGCAACCGUCCUCCACGGAACCCUCAUCCACGUCCUCGUCCUCGUCCACGGAUCCUUCUGCGGAAAGUUCAACGGAGCCAAGUGACUCCAGCUCUGAAGAACCCUCCUCCACGGAGCCAUCUCCGGAAAGUUCCACGAAGGCAAAUGACUCCAGUUCUGAAGAUCCAUCCUCCACAGAGCCAUCUCCGGAGAGUUCAACGGAGCCAAGUGACUCCAGCUCUGAAGAACCAUCCUCCACGGAACCUUCAUCCACGGAACCUUCCCCUGAAAGUUCCACGGAGCCAAAUAAUUCCAGUUCUGAAGAACCAUCCUCCAGGGAGCCAUCUCCGGAAAGUUCAACGGAGCCAAAUAACUCCAGCUCUGAAGAACCAUCCGCCACGGAGCCAUCUCCGGAAAGUUCAACGGAGCCAAAUAAUUCCAGCUCUGAAGAUCCAUCCUCCACGGAGCCAUCUGCGGAGAGUUCAACGGAGCCAAAUAAUUCCAGCUCUGAAGAACCAUCCUCCACGGAGCCAUCUCCGGAAAGUUCAACGGAGCCAAAUAAUUCCAGUUCUGAAGUACCAUCCUCCACGGAACAUUCUCCGGAAAGUUCAACGGAGCCAAAUAAUUCCAGCUCUGAAGAACCAUCCUCCACGGAGCCAUCUGCGGAGAGUUCAACGGAGCCAAAUAGUUCCAGCUCUGAAGAACCAUCCUCCACAGAGCCAUCUGCGGAGAGUUCAACGGAGCCAAAUAGUUCCAGCUCUGAAGAACCAUCCUCCACAGAGCCAUCUGCGGAGAGUUCAACGGAGCCAAAUAGUUCCAGCUCUGAAGAACCAUCCUCCACGGAGCCAUCUCCGGAAAGUUCAACGGAGCCAAAUAAUUCCAGUUCUGAAGAACCAUCCUCCACGGAACCCUCAUCCACGGAACCAUCCUCCACAGAGCCAUCUCCGGAGAGUUCAACGGAGCCAAAUAAUUCCAGUUCUGAAGAACCAUCCUCCAGGGAACCAUCCUCCACGGAACCCUCAUCCACGGAACCUUCCCCUGAAAGUUCCACGGAGGCAAAUGACUCCAGUUCUGAGGAACCAUCCUCCACAGAGCCUUCUCCGGAAAGUUCAACGGAGCCAAAUGACUCCAGUUCUGAGGAACCAUCCUCCACAGAGCCAUCUCCGGAGAGUUCAACGGAGCCAAGUGACUCCAGCUCUGAAGAACCCUCCUCCACGGAGCCACCUCCGGAGAGCUCAACGGAGCCAAAUAAUUCCAGUUCUGAAGUACCAUCCUCCACGGAACCCUCAUCCACGGAACCUUCUCCGGAAAGUUCAACCGAGCCAAAUAAUUCCAGCUCUGAAGAACCAUCCUCUACGGAGCCAUCUGCGGAGAGUUCAACGGAGCCAAAUAGUGCCAGCUCUGAAGAACUAUUCUCCGCGGAAUCUUCUACGAAAAGUUCAUCCGAGCAAAUUACUCAAAUAAGCUCAUCUAACGAAAAAUCAGCGGAAAGCUCUUUAGUAAUCGAAGCGGCACCAUCGUUGCCCGUCCGUAGACCAACCGAACCUAUUUCGUUGUCUAACCGUCCAGUUAUUGAUGGCUCCAAGACCGAGACACUGAAUUCGGCGGGAAUUGAACAGUCGCAAUAUGACCGCGUACUAGGCACAACCUCAGAGAGUUCUUCGAAAUUCCAGGCAAGAACAGAUUGCAGUUUCUUCCCAACUGGAACAUACUUAAGGGAUCCCACGUCUUGCAACAAAUUCUUCGUGUGUGCCUAUGGAAAAGCCAUUCCCCGUCGCUGUCCCAGUAUUCUCAACUUUGACAUUAGGAAGAAGGUCUGCAAUUUCCCCAGCCUCGUGGAUUGCUCUAUUGAUGAUGUUCAAGUCUCCGUCCUCAAGAAGCUCUCGGAGCAUGCGGCUCGCCUGCCGGAGUCAUCAACCGUGAAGAAAGUGGAACAGAAGUCGAUCUUUGACUGCACAUCGCUUCCCAACGGUGAACAUGUGCGAGAUCUGAACUCGUGCAGCAAAUUUUAUGUCUGUGCCAACGGUCGCUCCAUUCCCCGUCAAUGUCCGAAGGGUCUGAACUUCGAUAUUACAAGGAAGGUUUGCAAUUUCCCCAGUCGCGUGGAUUGCUCGAUAGUCGAGUCUAAGGCUUCAAAGGGCAGAAGGCAAGGUGGCCAGAAAGUAGCUCAAAGUCAGGCAGGAAAGGGAUUACCAGUGAGGUAUUACAAAUAGAGAGCUGAUCUUUGAUCUUUAUAUUUUACAGUAUUAUUAUAGGAACAUGGUAAAAGGGUAUCAACAUAGGGUUUAUGGCUAUUCAUAUAUUUGCUGAGUGGGUUGCUGACAUAUACACAAAACGUACGUACCUCUCCGAUCUGUCCAGUUGCAGGAAGUGUUUAAGUUGAAUUCUCAUUUCGACUAUGAUAUAUUCAACGAAUAAACGACCUAUAAACGAA
Drosophila subobscura is the source of this 3210-nucleotide messenger RNA. RefSeq names its product proteoglycan 4. The coding region runs from base 65 to 2989 and encodes 974 amino acids. NCBI's taxonomy places the organism in Eukaryota, Metazoa, Arthropoda, Insecta, Diptera, Drosophilidae. The record is from RefSeq and is a predicted model, not a curated record. Gene Ontology annotation, cellular component: extracellular region. The transcript is spliced from 6 exons. Gene Ontology annotation, molecular function: chitin binding.